Molecule: messenger RNA, 1791 nt
Organism: Salvia splendens (bonfire salvia)
Lineage: Eukaryota; Viridiplantae; Streptophyta; Magnoliopsida; Lamiales; Lamiaceae
Product: pectin acetylesterase 10
Exons: 12
Coding region: 181-1494 (437 amino acids)
Biological process (GO): cell wall organization
Cellular component (GO): plant-type cell wall
Molecular function (GO): pectin acetylesterase activity
Source: RefSeq, a predicted model, not a curated record
UGAAAAAUGAUAAAAAGAAUUUAAAUUGGGAGUCCAAGAAAACACCAUUGUCAAUUUCCACACCCACAAAACCAGAUUCGUUACAUGAAUUUUGUUAGCCAGAAACAAAAUACCCACAUUUCCAAAAUAAUAUCUUUUCGCAUAAAGUGAGUUGAGGUGAGGAUUCAUGUGUGUAUAUAUAUGUUAGCUGCUGCUCCUUUGUCUUCUUGUAUCGAGGUGAUGGAGAGGCUUACCGCCUUCUUCCUUGUGGUUUCUGGUGCAUUUUCUCUCUGCAAAUGCGGAGUUGCGGCUGCCUUCCAACCUCAGCAUGAAACAAAUGUUUCCUUGUUGGAAUCUCUUCAUUAUUUGGAAUCUAUGUAUGGAAUAGCUAAUGCUGCUGCCCCUCCCAAUGCUCUUAUGGUGGGCCUUACUCUCAUCCAUGGAGCUGCUGCUAAAGGAGCUGUGUGUCUAGAUGGAACAUUGCCUGGUUACCACUAUCAUCGCGGAUUCGGGUCUGGAGCAAAUAGUUGGAUUGUUAAUUUAGAGGGUGGAGGGUGGUGCAACAAUGUUAGGACGUGCGUUUAUCGCAAGAAGACUCGUCGAGGGUCAUCGAAUUAUUUUGAAAGGCAAAUUGCAUUUACUGGGAUACUUAGUGAUAAAGCUUGGGAAAAUCCAGAUUUUUAUAACUGGAAUAGAGUAAAGGUACGAUACUGUGAUGGAGCCUCGUUUUCAGGGGAGGGUGAAAAUAGGGCUGCAGGAUUGCAUUUUAGAGGGGAACGCAUCUAUCACGCUGCAAUGGAUGAACUGAUGGCCAAAGGAAUGCGCAAUGCUAACCAAGUACUUCUGGCCGGUUGCUCUGCUGGUGGCCUAGCUGUUAUUUUGCACUGCGACAGAUUUAGAGGUUUAUUUCCCUCAAGUACAAAAGUGAAGUGCCUGAGUGACGGUGGACUGUUUAUGGAUGUUCCAGAUGUUUCCGGUGGACAUACUUUGAGGAAUUUCUUCGAUGGUGUUGUUAAAUUACAGGGUGCUAGAAGGAACCUACCAGGCACUUGUACCAACCACCGCAAUCCAUCGUCAUGUUUCUUUCCUCAGAAUGUAAUAAACAACAUAAGAACCCCUCUCUUCAUUCUAAAUGCUGCCUAUGAUGCAUGGCAGGUCCAAGAAAGCUUGGCUCCUCCAUCAGCUGAUCCCCAUGGCAACUGGCAUCUUUGUAGAAACAAUAUCGGUCAAUGUUCAGCUUCACAGAUCCAAUUCUUGCAAGGUUUUAGGACUCACAUACUGAACCAAAUAAGAGGCUUUGCAGCAUCAAGACAAAGUGGGAUAUUCUUAAAUUCUUGUUUUACUCACUGUCAAUCCGAGAGGCAGGAUACAUGGUAUUCUAAUUAUUCUCCUAAACUCGGAAACAAGGCUAUAGGGAAAUCUGUUGGGGACUGGUACUUUGAUCGAGCAAAUGUGAAGUCGAUCGACUGUCCCUAUCCAUGUGAUAGAACUUGUCAAAACCUCCAAUUCCAUUGAACAAUAAUGUGAUUUUUCUCCUACAUUUUUUUGUCACAUAUGAUAUUAUAUAUAGUGAUCUCAAGUCCCAUUUAUAUUUAGAAAAUACACAUUCAAAGGCAAUAAGACGAUGCCUGAGUAGAAAGGAAAAAGAAAUGGUCUACCAAUUAUAGUGAUCUCAAGUCCCAGAUGUAUUUGUAACUCCCAGAAACAAAAGGAUAUCAAGAUUUCUCAUCUUGAAAUUUUGUCUUAUUCAUUGUUAUUCUGUUUGUGGAAUUUGGACAAGUGAUACUAAAAGAUAAAAUCUGGCCUCUUUAA